Messenger RNA from Lycium barbarum (goji berry), 1158 nucleotides. Its product is annotated as 3-hydroxyisobutyryl-CoA hydrolase 1-like. Gene Ontology annotation, molecular function: 3-hydroxyisobutyryl-CoA hydrolase activity. Gene Ontology annotation, biological process: L-valine catabolic process. The transcript has a single exon. Bases 1 to 1158 code for a protein of 385 amino acids. NCBI's taxonomy places the organism in Eukaryota, Viridiplantae, Streptophyta, Magnoliopsida, Solanales, Solanaceae. The record is from RefSeq and is a predicted model, not a curated record.
AUGGCUCAAACCUCUUUUAACAAUGGCAGAACCAAUGAGGUUUUGGUGGAGGAGAGAGCAAGUGUUAGAACAUUCAUAUUAAAUAGGCCUAAGCAGUUGAAUACACUUUCUUAUCAAAUGAUAUCUCGGUUGUUGGAACUUUUCCAUGCAAGUGUAGGAGAUUCAAAUGUGAAGAUGAUUAUAUUGAAGCAAAAUGGAAGGGUUUUCUGUGCUGGUGGUGAUGUUACAGCAAUUGUUCGUAAUAUUCUCCAGGGUAACUGGAAAUGGGGUGCUGAUUAUAUGCGGGAAGAGUACACUCUUAACUAUGUGGUGGCAACAUAUUGUAAACCCCAGGUUUCCAUCCUUAAUAGGAUUGUCAUGGGAGGUGGACUUGGUGCCUCUAUACACGGUACAUUUCGAGUUGCAACAGCGAAGUCGGUUUGUGCUAUGCAUGAAACAGUUUUGGGGCUCUUUCCUGAUGCAGGUGCUUCUUACUUUUAUUCGAGGCUUCCAGGAUUCUUUGGGGAAUAUGCUGGUCUUACUAAUGCCAGGUUGGAUGGUGCUGAUAUGCUUGUUUGUGGUCUAGCAACUCAUUUUGUACCCUCGGAGAGGUUGCCAUAUUUAGAACAAGCACUAGCUAAAGUCAAUACGAGUGAUCCAGAUGUUAUUUCUGCCAUCAUUAAUCGCUUCUCUAACAUACCAAAACUGAAAGCAGAAAGUCCUUAUCACAAGAUGAAGAUUAUUGACCAUUGCUUCUCUCGGAGAACAAACGAAGAAAUCAUAUCUUCUCCUGAAAAUUAUGAGGCUUUGAACAAGAAGGAUGAGUACUGGAUCUCUUCAACUAUCCAAUCACUGAAGAAAGCAUCCCCAACAAGUCUUCAGAUUUCAUUGAGAUCAAUAAGAGAGGGGAGGCUGCAAGGUGUUGGUAGUUACCUUAUUCGGGAGUAUAGGAUAGCUUGUCAUGUGUUUAGAGGAGAAUUCAGCAAAGAUUUUUUCGAGGGAUGCAGAGCCAUACUCAUCGACAGGGAUAGAAAUCCCAAGUGGGAGCCCUCCAGACUGGAACUAAUUACAGAUGAUGAUGUUGAUCGUUACUUGUCCAAGAUAGAUGAUGAAGAUUGGCAGGACCUAAAGUUGCCUCCAAGAUCAAACUUGCCUCCAUAUGCAAUUGCCAAACUUUAA